Messenger RNA from Cercopithifilaria johnstoni, 723 nucleotides. Lineage: Eukaryota; Metazoa; Nematoda; Chromadorea; Rhabditida; Onchocercidae. The record is from the annotation of a GenBank genome assembly.
AUGGAAUCCUUAGGUGGCGGUGCUUCAAACAAAAUUCAUCUCGAGCGACGAAUUUCUCUUUUUAAUGGUUGUGCUAUCAUUAUUGGUGUUAUUGUUGGUUCUGGGAUAUUUGUCAGCCCUAAAGGUGUUCUGAUUGAGUCGGGAAGCGUUGGUUUGUCACUGGUGAUAUGGAUUUUAUCAGGAGCGUUUGCCACUAUGGGCGCUUUUAUUUAUGCCGAACUUGGAACAACCAUUCCUAAAAGUGGCGGUGAGUAUGCCUACAUCAGUGAGGCAUUUGGAUCUUUACCUUCAUUUGUAUUUCUCUGGAUAGCAUUAGUUAUGAUUAACCCGACAACAAAUGCUAUUAUGGCGCUAACAUUUGCUCAAUAUGCGCUUCAACCAUUUUUCAAGAAUUGCGAAUUACCUGAUAAUGCUGUGAGGUUAUUAGCUGCUUGCAUAAUUUGUUUAUUGACAUUUCUCAACUGCUGCAGUGUAAAAUGGUCAAUGAGAGUGCAGAAUAUUUUUUCUUUAGCCAAAGUAGCUGCGCUCUGUGUCAUUAUCAUGGCUGGUUUAUUAUGGUUUUGUUUGGGUAAUACAGAGUAUUUGGAAACAUCCAUAUUAUUUGAAGGGACACAAACAAAUCCGAGUCACUUAGCAUUGGCCUUCUAUUCGGGUGUAUUCUCAUUUAGUGGAUGGAAUUCGUUGAAUUUCGUGACCGAAGAGCUUAUUAAUCCGAACAAAUAA